AUGGCGUCACAACACUUGCCAUCAUCCUGUCAUGCCUACACAUCACCCGGUGUCGCAGAGGAUCUAUCGGAGGACUCUGCUGUUUACAAAGACAUCCGCGCCCUGAAGCGUUCUCAAAGCCGCCACGCCAAACAAUCCGCAAAAUAUCAUGGCUUUCGUGGUGUCGACCCCAAUUGGGUUGGUCAACCAUACGACCCUAUAUGGCGCUUCGAACAGAUGAAUUGGUGGAAGCCGGCCAAGGCCAUUUCGAAUGACUACCCUUCCUAUCAGAGAGAUACCAAUCGAGCAACCUGCGAACUGAAUCCAAAAUCGCACACCUACACCAAACGAGAUAUGUGGCUUGACCGAGACAUAAAUAUCUGGCCCUUAGAUCGUCAACAGCACGUGGGGAAGAAGAUUCGUGAAAAACGGGCUUGGAAAUAUCAAGAAAAAACACUGCAAAGGAGGACCAAGCAGAGAGCUAGGGCGAUAGCCUUUGAGGCAGAUGACUCAUAUUGGAACGAGGAUGUUGAUUCGGUCUACGACAUCGACGAGGAGAGUGGUAAUGAUCUAUAUGAACUCCAGGAUGGCUAUCAAAGCGACGCUGUCUUCCACGAGGAUGACAAGAUACCUGCGUCUCCCGUUGUGGAUGCCUUCUCAGUCCUACACGACCAGUCGUGUAAAGAGGAUGACGACUAUAGCAUGAUUUGUGAUUGGGAAUUUGAUGUGGUGUCCAUUGCGUCCAAUGACUCUGACUGGGGCAUUGGAUGA
This is a messenger RNA of Exophiala aquamarina CBS 119918, 750 nucleotides long. RefSeq lists its product as uncharacterized. The record is from RefSeq and is a predicted model, not a curated record. The transcript has a single exon. The coding region runs from base 1 to 750 and encodes 249 amino acids. NCBI's taxonomy places the organism in Eukaryota, Fungi, Ascomycota, Eurotiomycetes, Chaetothyriales, Herpotrichiellaceae.